This is a messenger RNA of Coccidioides posadasii C735 delta SOWgp, 2092 nucleotides long. RefSeq names its product Translation initiation factor 1A (gene TIF11). NCBI's taxonomy places the organism in Eukaryota, Fungi, Ascomycota, Eurotiomycetes, Onygenales, Onygenaceae. Gene Ontology annotation, molecular function: translation initiation factor activity; RNA binding. Gene Ontology annotation, biological process: translational initiation. Gene Ontology annotation, cellular component: cytoplasm. The record is from RefSeq and is a predicted model, not a curated record.
UGUGACAACAGCACCAGACAACGAAGACAAACUUCUUUUCUCCAACAGGACCAGCAUAUCGCUGUGAUUUACAGGUACUUUCAUCCGAGAACCCGUUGCCUCGAAGAAGCACACUCUGAGUUGCUGUUAAAAUGCCGAAGAAUAAGGGAAAGGGUGGUAAAAACCGACGUCGUGGAAAGAACGAGAACGACAAUGAAAAGCGAGAGUUGACCUUCAAGGAAGAAGGCCAGGAAUACGCCCAGGUGGUUAAGAUGUUGGGCAACGGGCGCCUGGAGGCUCUUUGCUUCGACGGCGAGAAACGACUGGCACAUAUCCGUGGCAAACUCCGCAAGAAGGUCUGGAUCAACCAGGGUGAUAUCAUCCUUCUGUCCCUGCGAGAUUACCAGGACGAGAAGGGAGAUGUCAUCCUCAAGUACAGCGCCGACGAGGCCAGAAGCUUGAAGGCCUAUGGAGAGUUGCCAGAGAGCGCGAAGAUCAACGAGACUGAUACAUACGGCCAUGAGGGUCUUGAUGACAAUGUCGAAUUCGAUGAAGACCGCGAGAGCGCCGACGAGAAGGACAUCGACAUCGACGAGAUCUGAGCGAUCUCACCCUUUAAUUUCCGAUACCGGUGGGGUCAUAUUCUUACCUGCGCGUAUCUGGCUACUUAUGUCGCCGAAAAAGCAGACGAUUCCCCUGCCUGUCAUACUACGGGUUGUCGUUGCAUGAUGGAAAAAGAAAAUAAGUGUUACCCAUUCCCAUCACCAAAAAAAAAGUCAAGCGGCGAAUUUAGACAGCCCUUGCGCCAGGGCUGGGAGUCGGACAAUUUUUCGCGAAAAAAAUGGCUACCAUGUAAAUAUGAGCUCAGCCGGCUAUUGCCCCCUUUCUCACCACUCGAUUCGUCCCUCGCCAUGCCUCGCUCCCUACUCGCAUUUGCGGUGUCUCAUGCCCGAAAGCUUCGCAGGUACUACGUCAUCCCAGAAUGACUGAUCUAAAGUCCUCCUGCUCCAUUCCGCCGAUUUCAUGUCCGUUUCAUAUAUUCUUUUAACGCUACUUAUGAUGAGUUUCGUUUGAUGGCCUUAUUUCUGGUUUGCUCCUUCCCUUUGGUUUGCUUGUCAUGAUGUGGUGUUAUGCUUUUCUUAAGUUGCUAGAAUGAAGCAUAGAUAAUGUGAGCACUGAAAUCGAAUGGAGCGAAGAUCACGUAAAAGCAGCAUGUUUCAUAUAUCAUUUUCCUCGUGAGUUGCCUUUAACAACACUUGUUUGCAAUGUUCUUUGGGGGUAUUUGCGGGUAUACUUCACAGCUUCUCCCCUGGCUCGUCAUCAAAAACACUUCGCCGAAAGAAUUUGACAAUCAUCUUGGCCUCUUGUAAGCCAACUAUCUCUUUCAGCUCCUCCACCUCCAUAUUAGCAAUUUCGUGGAUAUUACUCGUUCUUAGCAUCAAACCCUCCACUCCAUGAGGUGUUAACCCAGGCACCGUUCCCAGCAUGUCUUGUGGUAAUUGAUUGAACAUUCGAUACUCGACCCCGGCUGCAGCCAUCAGUGCUUUGGGUCCUGAGGCGGAUGGAUCGCCGGAAAUAUCAAAAUCCAACCCGAUUUGGACCGCUCGAAUGGGAUCUGGCUCCGGAUCGUUCUUUUUCAGCUCAGUGAAUAUCUCCGCGGUCUGAUGAGGGGAGGAGGACCAAAUCACUUUCAAGCGGGGAAAGGCAAGAGUAAGGAGAACGAGGAGAUGUUGAGUGGAUCUUGGGUUGGUGGGGUUGAUAAUGUUUCCAGAUGAGAAAGAGGGCGCGGAGAACGAGGUGGGAUUGUCAGCAACGAAAGCACUGGGCGCUGUUGAUGACGUAAAAGCAUCAAAUGUGAAUGACUUGUUUUGAUCGAAUUCAAUUAGGAGUACGGGGGUUUUGUAGUACUGAAGCAUAGUUUCAGCUUGGUUGUAUAGUCGGCCGGUUUUCAACGAGCUAAUCAAGUCGCGAAUAGAUUUUCGUUCAACGCAGAUGUCUGGACUGAGGAUGUAGUCGCCGACGGUCAACUGGCAGGGAACUAAGACCAUGCUAUGGCCAUGAAGCAGUGAUGCGAGCGGGCUCCUGAAUUCUCGAACAUCAACGACAACCGUCG